Messenger RNA from Ziziphus jujuba (common jujube), 2061 nucleotides. RefSeq names its product probable nucleolar protein 5-1. The transcript has 9 exons. Bases 179 to 1969 code for a protein of 596 amino acids. Gene Ontology annotation, molecular function: snoRNA binding. The record is from RefSeq and is a predicted model, not a curated record. Gene Ontology annotation, cellular component: small-subunit processome; box C/D methylation guide snoRNP complex. Lineage: Eukaryota; Viridiplantae; Streptophyta; Magnoliopsida; Rosales; Rhamnaceae.
GAUGUUCCCCAUGUUCCCUUUUGCAUAGACUGGGAAACCGCUAUAAACCCUUUCUUCUUAAGAUUGGGGGGUCUUUAUAAGCCCUGGUUGGACCACGCUGUUCUCUUCUCUCUCUACCCGACCUUUCUCUCAGACCCAGCGGCACAGAGAGAAGAGGUGUGUUUUGGGAGUAGGAAAAAUGCUUCUGUUAUUUGAGACUCCUGCUGGUUUUGCCCUUUUCAAAGUAUUGGAUGAAGGGAAGCUCUCCAAAGUUGAGGAUUUGUGGAAGGAUUUCUCUAGUUCCGACUCAGCCAGAAAGGUGGUAGAGCUGAAAGCUUUUUCCAAGUUUGAAAAUACAUCAGAAGCUUUGGAAGCCGCAACCCUGUUGAUUGACAGCAAACCAAGUAAGGGGCUGCGGAAGUUCUUGCGUGCUCAUUGUGAUGGUGAGAAAUUGGCUGUGGCAGAUUCGAAGCUUGGAAACAUCAUUAAGGAAAAACUGAAAAUAGAAUGUGUUCAUGACAAUGCUGUUAUGGAGUUGAUGAGAGGAGUGAGAAAUCAGCUGACCGAACUCAUAUCAGGUCUAGCAGUUCAAGAUUUAGCACCAAUGAGCUUGGGCUUAUCUCAUAGCCUCUCUAGAUACAAGCUGAAGUUCAGUGCUGAUAAGGUUGAUACAAUGAUCAUUCAAGCCAUUGGUUUGCUUGAUGAUCUUGAUAAAGAGCUGAACACCUAUGCAAUGAGAGUCCGAGAAUGGUUUGGUUGGCAUUUUCCAGAGCUUGCUAAGAUUGUACAGGACAACAUCCUUUAUGCCAAGACAGUGAAGCUGAUGGGUAACCGCGUAAAUGCUGCAAAGCUUGAUUUCUCUGAGAUAUUACCCGACGAUGUUGAGACAGAAUUGAAGGAAGCAGCUAUGAUCUCCAUGGGAACUGAAGUUAGUGACAUUGAUUUGAUCAACAUCAAAGAACUCUGUGACCAAGUACUCUCUCUUUCAGAGUACAGAGCUCAACUUUAUGAUUACUUAAAAAGUAGGAUGAAUACCAUUGCCCCGAAUUUGACUGCUCUUGUUGGAGAGCUAGUUGGUGCUCGCCUCAUUGCUCAUGGGGGUAGCUUGUUGAACCUUGCAAAGCAGCCUGGGAGUACGGUUCAGAUUCUUGGGGCUGAAAAGGCUCUCUUUAGAGCUCUAAAGACCAAACAUGCAACUCCUAAAUAUGGUCUUAUUUACCAUGCAUCACUUAUUGGUCAGGCAGCUCCAAAGCUGAAGGGAAAAAUUUCAAGGUCACUUGCUGCAAAAACUGCACUGGCAAUUAGAUGUGAUGCUCUUGGAGAUAACCAAGAUAACUCAAUGGGACUAGAGAAUCGAGCCAAGCUUGAGGCACGGUUGAGGAAUCUUGAGGGAAGAGAAUUGGGUCAUUUUGCUGGAUCAGCUAAAGGAAAACCUAAGAUAGAAGUCUAUGAUAAGGAUCGGAAGAAGGGAACUGGUGCCUUGAUAACUGCUGCUAAGACCUAUAAUACUGCAGCAGAUUCCGUACCUGGACAAUCAACAAGUAAUUCUGCUCAGCAUCAAGAAGAAGCAAUCCCAAAGAAGAAUGCUGCAGUAACAGCGGAGGAGGCUCCUGAAACAGGUAAAGAUAAAAAAGAGAAGAAGAAAAGGAAGAAGAAGGCUGAUGAUGAGGAAACCGCAUUGCCUGAUGGAAAUGCCAAUGCACAAGAAGAAGAUAAAAAAGACAAGAAGAAAAAGAAGAAGAAGAAGAAGGCUGAUGACGAGGACACCGCUGUGCCUGAGGGAAAUGCCAAUGCACGAGAAGAGGAAGAAGAGCUCGGGAGGAAGAAAAAGAAGAAACAUUCAGCCAAGAAUGUUCAGGUACAGGAUGUCAUUGAAGAUGUCGAACAGGCAGAGAAGAAGAAGAAGAAAAGAAAACAUACUGAAGAAGAAGAAUCUGAAACACCCAUUAAGAAAGAUAAGAAGAAGAAGAAGAAGAAAAGUGAGGAUUGAGAAGUAUCAAAAAGUUGUAAUGACUGGUAACCCAACAAUUUUGGUUUAUUUAAGACAGUUGUUCUAUAUGUAAAAAUUUUCUUGUUGGUGUA